GCGAGCGAGGGAGAGAGGAGGGGGGACUGCAGAACAUGCAGGGUCUGGAUGAAUAACCAUGGCAACAGCAGCAGCAGCAGGAGAAGCGGCGGUAUAAACAUUGCGAGGAGCCGCGCAUCCAUCCGCAGGCAGCAAUCUGCUCCGGCUGGCGGAGGCUGGAGCCCAGCGAUCCCCUCCGCCGACAUCUACACAUCACUGCAAAGGUGAUGAGCGGGAUUAUAUCAUGUCUGAAGUACAGGGAACACUGGAGUUUUCUCUAGAGUUGCACAAGUUUCACAAUGUGGAUCUCUUCCAGCGAGGGUUCUAUCAGAUCCGAGCUGGGCUGAAGGUCUCACCUCGAGUGCCCCACAGGCUGAUAGCGACAACACAGGAAAAUACAGGAGAGAGCAGCUUCAGCUCGGCGGGGGUUUACGACGGCGCCGUGUUCAGCCGCAUAUUCCAGAUCCUCUACAGGAAUGAGGAGAUCGCGGUGAACGACUGCAUGAUCUUCAAAGUCCACCUGCUGCUGGACGGAGAAAGGGUGGAAGAAGCCUUGAGCGAGGUCGACUUUCAGCUGAAGCUGGACCUUCACUUCACCGACAAUGAGCAACAGUUGGCAGACAUCGUAACCGUCCCGUUGAUCAGCAGUCGAACCCUCAGCCUCCACUUCCAUCCGCGGAGAGGCCUCCACCACCAUGUCCCGGUUAUGUUCGACUACUUCCACCUGUCCGUCAUCUCUGUCUCCAUACACGCUUCACUGGUUGCCUUACAUCAGCCGCUAAUCAGCUUUGCACGUACAGGGAAGGGCGCCUGGCUCGGGAAGGGCUCGCCGGAGAGCGCCAGCGACCCGUCCGCCAUGUCUGUGGAGAACCUCAUGUUCGGGGCCGGCUACUGCAAGCCUGUCAUCUCUGAGGGAAGCUUUUAUGUUCCCAGCGAGAACUGCCUGCAGCGCGCUCACACGUGGCACCGCCGGCUCUGCCGCCUCCUGCUGGUGGCGCACGGCGGCCUGCACGCCUACUACGCGGCGCUGAUGAAGGAGAUCCCGCAGCUCCAGCAGAUCGCACUGGAAUCAGAGGCGCUGCCUGUUGAGGAGACACUGAGCCAGCUGACAACAGAUUUACAGCUGCAGGAGGGCCACGAGAAGGUGGGAGAGCAGAUCAGCAGGGACGUGAGCCAGCUCUGCUCCCAGCUGGCAGCUCUGUGGAGCCGCUUCCUGGAGGCCGCCGUGCUCAACCCCCACAUCCUGUCCUAUCUGGCCCAGGAGCACCACACGCUCAGGGUCAGGAGGUUCUCAGAGGCAUACUUCUUCACUGAACACCCCAAAGAGAUAUCGCUGACGUUUCAAGAGGAACUAAUCAACAGACAUGGCCAGAUAGCGGCAGAAGUGCGGAGCUCGGACUACCUGACCAAGAUGCCUCCUUUACCUGUCGAGUGCCUGGACAUUGAUGGAGACUGGAACAGCUUGCCCAUCAUUUUUGAGGACAGAUAUGUUGAAUCUCCACAAACAGAAUGGGACUCACAUGUGCCAAUGCAAGCAACAAUGGAUGAACAAACCACCUCAGAUCUUACAGUCACUCCUGCUAACAGAAUUCUCGACAGCAGUAAGGAAACCACAUCACCAGCAAUACCUGAGGAUUCCUUGGACAGCGAUGAUUGCAUGGACCUGCCCACGUACGUGUCAAUAAUAGCCAACCAAAGUAAGACCAACAGAAAGAGUACCCAGAACACCGUUCCCAUCAAGGACGGCGCCAAACUCUCCUUGGCAGAACUAGAAAACUUAAAGGAGCCCGCAGAAGUAUUUGAAAGGAACAUUAAGCGUCGUGAAGCAGAUCCAUGCAGAAGAGUGUCAGCUCAUGAUACGUCCUCAAACCACAGUCCCCUCGUUAAUCCUGCUAACAGCAACCACGAGUCUCCCGCUCAUCAUUUGACCGAAACCACCGUCCAACUUUGCAACGCCACGAGCAACAGUAACGCAACACCGAGUGAGAACAACGACGAGGAGUCUGACAUCGCCAUGCCUUUAAACCACUCCAUGGAUGACGAGAGUGAGGACGUCCCUCACCUCAGCCUGCCCUCCGCCUACGCGCAUCCGGUUUCGCCUCCAUUCGCAAGCGAUCUGCGGAAAGAGGCGACUCAUCGCGGAGGCCUGGCCGGCUCCAAGAUCAUGAAGCGCUCGUCCUCUGUUAUUUCUGACUCAGGCAUUGAGAGUGAGCCCAGCUCUGUGGCGUGGCCGGUGGAGGCGGCAUUGCGAGGUCGGCCCCCUCUGGACUUCUCCAGCGAACGGGAAAUCCCGCAGCAAAUAGUGCGUCACCGCCCGGUCCACCGGAGCUCCCUGGAGGGCCUGCAGAUGGAGAGCAACGGCAGCAUUCCGAGCGGAGGCAUACAGGCCUCUCUCACCUCCAUCAGCUCCCUGCCCUAUGAAGACGACCAGCAGCAGAGGCGGCUCAGCAAACUGACCAAGUCGGUGUCGGCGCCGCAGAUAAGCAGCCCCGAGGACACUGAAGACGACCACGUGCUGGAGGCGGAGAGUAAGAGCUUAGCACGACAUCAGGAUUCAUGUCGGAUCAACGCUUCUUCUUUGAACAGCAACCUGGGUUCAGAGGAAUCAGAACCGUCUCUAUUAGACACGAGUUCGACUUCAAAUCCGGGCUGCAUUCUAAAGGAGAGGCUCACUUCUGAAAAGGCAAACCCUUCGCAGCACCCUUCAGAGACACACACUAUCAAGUCAGUGUUAAGUGGUGUGUCUGAAGUGUUGCUUCUACAAGAGUCUGAAAGUUCUAAUGUGAAUGAAAGCGGAGUUAUCGACUGUCAGGAGGAGAAUACGAAGCAUCAAACACACACCAGUGGAAUAGGCGCCUCAGUGGAGGAUGUGCAUCUCGCCGAGUCGGAAUUAGCACCCCGUGGCUGUGGAAACAAACCAUGUGUGCAUGAGAGCGCCGCGAAUCAGGAGAGUGUUAACCCCGCGGAUGGGUGCGAAAGUUUCCAUCACAGCGAACUGUUUGGCGCCGAGGAGCAGGAAAGUCUGAAUGGCUCCCAGACACUUCCGAAACUGUCACACACCAGCGAGCUCCCCAUCAGCAGCACAGUCAAACAGAGGCCGACCGACCUCGCAGGGCUGACUGCCAGUGACAUAACGCCGGCUCUCGAUCUCAACGGCUUAUCAACCAGCGACAAGGAGCCGCUGGACAGCCAAUCCAAGCCCUCGAAAAUCCCGAACUCGGGCCUGGCUUUUGUGAAUAAGAAGAUGGUGGAGGUGGUGAACAUGUCGGUAUCCUGUGCCCCAACCUGUCUGCCGUUUUCAUCCGUUUUAAGGGACUCUCCAUCUAUUAGUGGAAUGUCCACUCGCCAGACUACCUCACCGAUCACCAACCAGCCACUGGGAUCCUUCGGUAUCAUCUCCUCUUCGUCGCUCAGUCCUCUGAACAUGGAUGAUGAGACCAAUGAGCGAAUGCUGAAUUUCUACAAAGCCAAAGAGGAGUUGUUCAAAGAAUUGAGCUUUCAAGCAAGUUUGUACAGCGACCUUCCUCUGCUGGCCUCGGAUCUGCCGUACUUCCCCCCCGAGGAGGACGACGAGGAGUUUGAUGACGGAAUCCACCUCGUGGUGUGCGUCCACGGCCUGGACGGUAACAGCGCUGACCUCCGGCUGGUGAAGACCUUCAUUGAACUGGGCCUCCCAGGAUCCCGGCUGGACUUCCUCAUGUCUGAGAGGAACCAGGCUGACACAUUCGCGGACUUCGACACGAUGACGGACCGGCUGCUGGACGAGAUCAUCCAGCACAUCCAGCUCUACAACCUCACUAUCGGCAGGAUAAGCUUCAUCGGCCACUCUCUGGGGAACGUCAUCAUCCGCUCGGUGCUGACGAGGCCGCGCUUCCGCUGCUACCUGCCCAGGCUGCACACCUUCCUCUCGCUGUCGGGGCCCCACCUGGGGACGCUGUACAACAACAGCGCGCUGGUCAGCACAGGUCUGUGGUUAAUGCAGAAGCUGAAGAAAUCGGGAUCCCUGCUGCAGCUCACCUUCAGAGAUCACGUCGACCCGCGGAAAACAUUCCUCUAUCUCCUGAGUCAGAAACCAGGACUCCAGUUCUUCAAGAACGUGGUGUUGGUGGCGUCUCCGCAGGACCGUUACGUUCCCUUCCACUCGGCCAGGAUAGAGAUGUGCAAAACAGCACUCAAAGACAGAACCACAGGGCCUGUGUACACCGAGAUGAUCAACAACCUCCUGCAGCCGCUGGUGGAGGCUAAAGAGUGCCGGCUCAUCCGGCAGAACGUGUUCCACGCUCUGCCCAACACGGCCAACACAUUGAUCGGCCGCGCUGCUCACAUCGCCGUCUUAGACUCCGAGCUUUUUCUGGAGAAGUUUUUCCUGGUGGCAGGACUCGACUACUUCAAAUAAAAGGUGCUAAAGUACAUUAGCGGGCGCUCGGGACGCGUCCUGAAUGACAAACUUGGACUAUACGGUUCUUACCUUCACCCUGUACAGAACAUGCAAUGUAUAUAAAAGCCCCGGUGUGUGCCAGCGUGCACACACACACACACCUGUAUAUCCUGUUUGUUAGGACUGUAAGCAGCUGUUAGUAGAGGAGCCGUGUGUUGUGACUGUUUCAAAGUGCUAACUCAGAGGUCUGAGUUUGACGUGUAGCCAUGCAAAGCAAAACAAAACAUCUCACGUCAACGAGAGGAUUGAUUGUAGAUGUUUUGUCAGCCUUAUGAAUAACCUCUCAGCCAGAUCACUAACAGAUGCUAAUUGUGGUGUGAAGCAUUUACCUACGUUCCCUUUAGAGCUGGUUCCAGUGUCGGUGGGCG
Messenger RNA from Salarias fasciatus (jewelled blenny), 4785 nucleotides. RefSeq names its product family with sequence similarity 135 member B (gene fam135b). The record is from RefSeq and is a predicted model, not a curated record. Gene Ontology annotation, biological process: lipid metabolic process. The transcript has 20 exons. The coding region runs from base 224 to 4375 and encodes 1383 amino acids. NCBI's taxonomy places the organism in Eukaryota, Metazoa, Chordata, Actinopteri, Blenniiformes, Blenniidae.